AGCCGGUAAAAUUACUUGUAAAGUGCGUUUAGAAAGAUGGUGCAGAAAAUACUUAUGAUUUGUUUGGGCAACAUCUGCCGCUCGCCCAUUGCGGAAGUUGUAAUGGUGGAAACGCUGGCCAAAGCCAAGAUGUCGGAUGUAGAGGUGGAUAGCGCCGCCAUUGGCUCCUGGCAUGUGGGAAACCGGGCGGAUCCCAGGGCCAUCAGCACUCUGAAGCAACAUGACCUUAAGUGCACCCACAUAGUGCGCCAGAUCCGGAAGCAGGACUUCAACGAGUUCGACUACAUCUUCGGCAUGGACGAGGAAAACAUGAGCGAGCUGCGACGCCUGGCGCCCAAGGACUCCAAGGCGGAACUCCUUAUGCUGGGUGACUUUGGUUUGGACAAGAAGAACCGUAUCAUAGAGGAUCCCUACUAUGAACGUGGAGCGGAGGGCUUCGAGACCGCCUAUCAGCAGUGUGUGGUGGCAUGUGCCGCCUUCAUGAAAGAGCGGCUGCAAAAGUGAAUCUAGUAGUGAAUUAUACUUUGUUAUUUAAAUUAAUAAAUGUCAAGUACAAAAUCGUGAA
Molecule: messenger RNA, 565 nt
Organism: Drosophila serrata
Lineage: Eukaryota; Metazoa; Arthropoda; Insecta; Diptera; Drosophilidae
Gene: primo-1
Product: low molecular weight phosphotyrosine protein phosphatase primo-1
Biological process (GO): protein dephosphorylation
Cellular component (GO): cytoplasm
Molecular function (GO): non-membrane spanning protein tyrosine phosphatase activity; acid phosphatase activity
Source: RefSeq, a predicted model, not a curated record